Tachysurus fulvidraco (yellow catfish) is the source of this 2354-nucleotide messenger RNA. It is a transcript of the gene znf648, whose product is annotated as zinc finger protein 648. The transcript has 2 exons. Lineage: Eukaryota; Metazoa; Chordata; Actinopteri; Siluriformes; Bagridae. The coding region runs from base 142 to 1329 and encodes 395 amino acids. Gene Ontology annotation, biological process: regulation of transcription by RNA polymerase II. Gene Ontology annotation, molecular function: RNA polymerase II cis-regulatory region sequence-specific DNA binding; DNA-binding transcription factor activity. The record is from RefSeq and is a predicted model, not a curated record.
AUUUAUUUUAUGUCACAGGUUUCAUGGAGGUCUAAAGAUGAGAGAAGUAGAAUAUGUGAGAUCUGUUUUGAUUUCUUCUGCUCAUACGUUUGUGUGAGAAUUAUCUGGGAUCUGCAGGACAAGUGCUAACCAAAAAUAAACAUGGCAGAAAAUUCUAACAGCUUGAAGCCAGACAUCUUCAAUGAUAAAGCCUAUGUGUCAAAAAGAAGCAUCAGAAAGACCUUAAUUAAUAAAAUACGGUAUAUACCAAUAGAGAGGGAACUCACCACUAAUGCCAAGGUCUCACCGUCUCCUGCUGGCAGUGGCAGUGACAUGAAUCCAGUGGGCUGUGAUGCACAGCAGGAACUGAAUGAGUGUAAAAAUGUUAUUGAGAACCAGAAGUUUGGAUCUGCGCCUGAGGAAGUGUCCAACUUUGCCAGCCUGAGGCUGAAACUUGAGGAAGACUGGACUGAAUUUGAGUUGGCACCAGCUCCAGAAACACAACAGGACAUCACAGUAGAUAAGAAUGUAGCGAAGCAAUCCAGGAAACAUGAGCCAAAUUCAGAACCAAAACAAACAGGCAAGCCACAUUAUGUUUUCACAGCUAUGAAGAAGCGGAGCAUAGAGGGAGAUGCUGAAAACCGCCCUUACAAGUGCCCUUACUGCAGCUGGGCCUUCAAGAAAUCCAGCAACCUACUGAGCCACAUGGAGACGCACAGCGGGUUGAAGCCACACGUGUGCGAGCUGUGCGGAAAAGCUUACGCACAUCAGGGCACCCUGCAGCAGCACAAGCGGCUACACACAGGUGAGCGGCCCUACAGCUGCCCAUUCUGCGAUAAGACCUACACAUGGUCCUCUGACCAUCGCAAGCACAUCCGCACACACACUGGUGAGAAGCCAUACAUAUGCACAGAGUGUGGCAAGGAAUUUGUGCGCUCGUCGGACCUGCGCAAGCACGAGCGCAACAUGCACACCAACAACAAGCCAUUCUUGUGCCGUGCGUGUGGAAAGACCUUUAACAAACCUCUAGCAUUGCUACGGCAUGAGCGUACACAUCUGGGUGAGCGGCCUUUCAUUUGUUCAGACUGUGGCAAAACCUUUGCCCUUCCCUCCCGCCUGGCUGAGCACCAGAAAGUCCACAGUGGUUUGCGGCCUCACGUCUGCCCCAUUUGCACAAAAGCCUUCACUAAGUCCUCAAACCUGACUGAACACCUAAGUGUGCACACCGGUUUCCGUCCACACACGUGUGCCGAGUGCGGUGUGUCUUUUGCCAUGCCCUCACGCCUGCUACGGCACCAGCGCACACAUGCAGCCCGACGACUGCAGCAGGUCCUUCAGCCACCACUUUAACACUUGUGUUCUUGUUCCUUACUUAGCAAUAUUCCAUCCCAUUAUAGCAAUAUAGCUACAACGGUACUACUCUGUCUAUCUUCACUGUCAAUCACUGUGACACUAGCCAAUAUUAUUAGUAUGUGGUAAUACAGUAUUUGUUUGGAUGACUUCUUGUGUCUUGGAAGACAUCUUUCUUCCUAGUUGGUGGUGGCUGUAUGAAAGGGAUGGAAUUGGCUUCUGUCCAAAUAGGAAGAAAAAAGGUGGGGAAUUGGGUUGUUAAAAACUUGUUUUUAAUGUUGUUGCAGUUUUAGUGACUUUUCUGUGCAUCUUUAUUGUAACCUUGACUGAAAAGGGCAUAAAAGUUAUUUUUCACACAAUUUUUCACACCUAAUAUAUCUUUUUUAUUUUAUAUAUUUAUUCAGUUUUGUUUUUGUCGAUCUGUUUAACCAUCUUUUUCGUAUUUUUAUUCUUUAUAAGAAUUAGUAGUGUGUAUUAUGUCUAAUAUAUCAUUAUAUGCAUAGUUUCUUUGACUUUGUAGUCACCUCUAAAUGCACAUGUAGCCUGAUGGCUACAGCCAGUUUAAUAUUUAAUUCUUUAUUUUCUUCUGUCUAAUGGUUUCAAAAUGUGAAUGCUUACAAUUUUUGUCACCUCCUCCACGAUGGCAGUAAAUCUUUCCUGUCAUACCCAGUUGGCUGAUCUCCAUGCUGGCCAUGCUGCUGUGGAAUCCUCUGAGCACAUGUUCUUCUCUACUACUAGUGCAAAGGUCAUUUUAACCCACCAAGACGCUGUGUUCUAUGUGCUGAUUGCACAGUUUGGACUGGCUUAGGGGCAUAAAACUACAUGAGUCAAGUAUGCUACACUUAUUAACACCUCUCUGACAUUUACAUGAAUGCUCCCUAUAAAAAUACUAUUCAGUUCCAAUGCAAUGACCACCUAAUCUAGCUUUAUCUAGUCUUGUCAUCACAUUUUAGUCACUAUCAAAAAUACAGAUAAGCACUUGACCACAAAACAAGAAAAAAACAUAUCAAAAAAAAUAUAAUAAA